Molecule: messenger RNA, 810 nt
Organism: Meira miltonrushii
Lineage: Eukaryota; Fungi; Basidiomycota; Exobasidiomycetes; Exobasidiales; Brachybasidiaceae
Product: glutathione S-transferase
Exons: 1
Coding region: 17-805 (262 amino acids)
Cellular component (GO): cytoplasm
Molecular function (GO): glutathione transferase activity; glutathione binding
Source: RefSeq, a predicted model, not a curated record
AUUGAUAACAGCAAACAUGACUGAACCAGACCCACACGGAUUCUCCGAAGAUUUCGGAACAAUCGAAAUCUUUGGUAUCCCAUUUUCAACAUUCACACGUAGUAUUGUGAUGGGAUUGGAAGAAUUCGGAUUAGGAAAUUGUUUCAUUCAACAUCAUACACCACCUCAUUCAGGUGAAGUACGUCAACGUAACCCAUUUGGACUUUUACCUGUGCUGGUUCAUAGACCAAAUGCAAUUUAUUCUUCAAGCGAUGACACUGUUAUCUUGUACGAAAGUAACGCAAUCAGAAGAUACAUCGAUGAAAGUUUAGGUUUGCAAGCAAAUCAAAAAUUCAAACACAAAGUUGAAUUAACACCUCCGGCUGCAAAGUCCACACCUAUGGAACGUGCAAGGGUGGAUCAAUGGGUCAGUGUUGCUGCUACAGUCAUCUUCCCUGCCGUCGAAUUAGGCGUUGUCAAGAGAAGAUUGGCAAUGGAAGGUAAUAGUGCCGAUGAUGAGUCAAUCACUUUGGCUUUGGACACAGGUUUAGAAAAGCUUCAUGAUAGACUCGCAAUCGUUGAGCAAAUGUUCAAUCAACCAUUUUCGGGAGAUUACAUUUGUGGAAACAAUGUCAGUUGGGCUGAUUUGUUUGCUUAUCCUCCUUUGGCUGAUUUACGUGCAAUCAAAGAAGGUGAGCCAAUCUUGCGUAGCGGCAAGGAUGCCCUUUAUCCCAAGUUGAACGCAUGGAUGGAUCGUAUGGAACAACGUGAAAGUGCAAAGAAGACUUAUCCUGGAACAUUGGCUUCACAGAGAAAGAAGAAUUGAAGGGG